CCGGCCGUCAGCGUCCGACCCCCUCCUGGUCCGAGUCCGCCGGGCUCUCGGGCUCGCCGUCCGCCGCGGGACAGGUAUUUUUUUUACUGUGGACGACCCUGUGCUCUGCCCUCCUGUUGCUGGCUGCUGGCUGCUGGCUGCUGACCCUGAGCUCUUGGUGGAGCUAGGGAAAGGGAUGGGAGUAGGGUAGGUGGGCUCCAGACAAGGCAGCCCUCCACAGACCCCCUCUCCCCCACCAUGUUCUGAUGAUGCUGCUCUGAGCCCCAGCACGUCUCAGCGUUUGAUCUAUGAACCUGCCCUGAACUGUGGAGCCUGCCUAUGGGGGAAGGCACUAGGGUUGCUCCUACCUCAUGGCUAUUGUGAAUAAAACUGUUCUGAACAUAGGUGACACCAUCUGGGCCCCAGCCAUCCUUCCUCACAGCACCCUCAGCACCUUAAGCCACUACCCCGAGCUGCAUUUUGGGAGAAAAAUGGAGUCUAAAGUCUCAGAAGGUGGCCUGAACGUGACCCUGACCAUUCGCCUGCUGAUGCAUGGAAAGGAAGUUGGAAGCAUCAUUGGGAAGAAAGGAGAAACAGUGAAGAAGAUGCGUGAAGAGAGUGGUGCCAGGAUCAACAUCUCAGAAGGAAACUGCCCAGAGAGAAUCGUGACCAUUACAGGCCCUACUGAUGCUAUCUUCAAGGCCUUUGCUAUGAUUGCAUACAAAUUUGAGGAGGACAUCAUUAACUCCAUGAGCAACAGCCCUGCCACCAGCAAGCCUCCGGUGACGCUGCGGCUGGUAGUUCCUGCCAGCCAGUGUGGAUCUCUGAUCGGCAAAGGUGGCUCCAAGAUCAAGGAGAUCAGGGAGUCCACAGGUGCUCAGGUCCAGGUAGCAGGGGACAUGCUGCCCAACUCCACAGAGCGAGCAGUAACCAUCUCGGGGACGCCAGAUGCUAUCAUCCAGUGUGUGAAGCAGAUCUGUGUGGUCAUGUUGGAGUCCCCACCGAAAGGUGCCACCAUUCCCUACCGCCCAAAGCCCGCCUCCACCCCUGUCAUUUUUGCAGGUGGUCAGGUAAGAGCCGACCCGCUCGCGGCCUCCACUGCCAACCUCAGCCUUUUACUGCAGCACCCGCCGCUGCCCGCCUACACAAUCCAGGGACAGUACGCCAUCCCCCACCCAGAUCAGUUGACCAAGCUCCACCAGUUGGCCAUGCAGCAAACCCCCUUUCCUCCCCUCGGACAGACCAACCCCGCUUUCCCCGGAGAAAAGCUGCCUUUACACUCCUCCGAAGAAGCUCAAAAUCUGAUGGGCCAGUCGUCAGGUCUGGAUGCCAGCGCCCCGGCCAGCACUCACGAGCUCACCAUUCCCAAUGAUCUAAUAGGCUGCAUAAUUGGACGUCAAGGGACCAAAAUCAAUGAAAUCCGACAGAUGUCUGGAGCGCAGAUCAAAAUUGCUAAUGCCACGGAAGGAUCGUCAGAGCGUCAGAUAACCAUCACAGGGACCCCGGCCAACAUCAGCCUUGCCCAGUAUCUCAUCAAUGCCAGGCUGACGUCCGAGGUCACCGGGAUGGGUGCGCUCUAACCAUACCCACGAUCCUCCAUUCCAUGCACCUGACAGCUCCAGCCUGCGGCCUCACAGGUCGUACACUGUACAGACCACCUGUCCUUCCUUGCAGAUAUGAUAGAGCGUUUUCUCUACUGACAGGCAGUAGUGCGUGUCUGCCAGCCAGGCCCCGUGCGCUCCGUGGUAGUGUAGCCUCCACGCAUUGGCAUGCAGCUCUUUACUUUAAUGCUCAUUGUAUUCCCAUAUGUGAUGUUGCAGAAAUUUGUUCCUCAGUGUUCUGUGACUGUCUGUUUAAGAGUUGGUUUGAUGCUUUGACAGUGCUUCCUGUGUCCUGCUGUCCCCUGUACUGAGUCCCUCCUCUCACCUGGCCUGCUGAGUCACGUCUCCCCAAAGAGCCAGUGCCAUCUUGGCUCAGAUUUCUACCCCAGAUCAUGGCGCUGCGAUGAAGGGUGCUUUUCCUGCAAUCUGCUGGAAGUACCCAGGAGAGGAGGGACUUGGGAUGUCUGAGGAGAAGGGUGGUGGGUGGUACCCGAGCUUCACUGGAAUGUCUCAUGUGGGAGAAUCACUUGUGGUCCCCAGGUGUUUUCCAGGGUGGCUAAGAGCAGGGACUCACCAGGAAGCCCGUCUGCACCCACUGGAGUUCAAUAAAUGUUGUGAGCCUC
Messenger RNA from Jaculus jaculus (lesser Egyptian jerboa), 2203 nucleotides. It is a transcript of the gene Pcbp3, whose product is annotated as poly(rC) binding protein 3. Gene Ontology annotation, cellular component: cytoplasm; nucleus. NCBI's taxonomy places the organism in Eukaryota, Metazoa, Chordata, Mammalia, Rodentia, Dipodidae. The record is from RefSeq and is a predicted model, not a curated record. The coding region runs from base 351 to 1559 and encodes 402 amino acids. The transcript has 17 exons. Gene Ontology annotation, biological process: regulation of gene expression; regulation of RNA metabolic process. Gene Ontology annotation, molecular function: mRNA binding.